CUACCCCUUCGUCCUCACCUCCGUGUGCUCUGCUCUCCGCCGCUCCGCUUCUCCCCCAUUCCGCGCAAACCUUGCAAGAACGGGAGGAGAGAGGAGAGGGGACGAGACCACGGCGAUGGUGAUGCUGGAGGAGUUCGCCGCCGUCCUACGAGGCCAGGAGACACCCCCUGUGUUUCUCGACCUGGAGGAAUCCCUUCGGGCCAAGGGCGAUAUGACGCUGCGCGAGGAGGCCACAUUGAAGGUCUUGAAGGUGGUCGCGACCCUGGGCAAGGCCAUCUCCACCGGGGCGAUCGCCGCCGUGGGGUAUUAUGUUCCCGGCAUUGUUGGAGCUAAAUUUGGUGAACCAUCUCUUCCUCGGCUACCAAGAUUCGCCAUGGCUGCUGUCACUUCAUGGUUUGCUGGAAAGGUGAUGUAUUAUGCAAUCUUGCAAGGAAGUACUGAAUUCAUUUUGAAACAUGGAGAAGAACGCAUGAAGAUGGAGCUAUCUAACAUAAUACUCAAUAAGCACAGUGAUGAUAAAACACUGGUUGAAGCUGUAAAAACGCAGUUCUUUGCUGAGCAUCUGUUUAGUGAUCAGUAUCAAGAUAGGACACUUUUCAGGUGGCAUCUACGCCGUACUUAUGUUGACAGCGCCUUUAUGGAAAGGGUGAAGGAGAUCGAAGUGAAGAGCUCAAAUGAUGGGCCUGGAUUAAUUUCUGGACAGAGAAUUAUAAGCACUAGACCAUUUGGAGACCUCAUGGAGGACCCACUGGCGUGUAUACUUGGUUCUCCAGACAGCAACAUGGAAAGCAACAAGUCUGCUGAGCACACGGGUACUAUCGUGAAGAGAAGGGAGGUACGAGCCCACAGAAGAAGUCACCGGCAUCAUCAUCGACACGCCGACAAAUUUUCCGCACUGUGAUUUGUGUUGUCUAUAUCAGAGCUUUCAGAUGUGGAGUAGUAUGAAUGCUGGGAUUAUCCUUCGAGCCUCCAGUCGCAGGCAACUAUUAGGAAUAGAAUUCUGGGAUGGUUAUUCGCGUCCAAGAGCAAAAUGAAGUUCAUAGGGAUGUUUCUAUGUUUCUUCCAUGUCUAGGAAGUUUCUGCUUGGCGCAAUGCGGCCUUCUACUUUAACUGAAACAUGUGUUUUUUGACUUGCGAUCUGAUCAUCACAGAUUGCUUGCCCACCUGCAGUUCUGGUUGAACCAAUCAGGUUGCAACCUAAUGUGCCCAUCUGCAGUUUGUUAGCACGAUGUAAGCAACAUCUAUAUCUCAAACAUGGAGAAAUUGUUGGCAGAAACUAA
This is a messenger RNA of Oryza sativa Japonica Group (Japanese rice), 1280 nucleotides long. RefSeq lists its product as uncharacterized. The record is from RefSeq and is a predicted model, not a curated record. NCBI's taxonomy places the organism in Eukaryota, Viridiplantae, Streptophyta, Magnoliopsida, Poales, Poaceae.